AUGGUGGAUUUGCUGGAAAGCACCGCCGUGUCGCCCGGAUGCGGUAGAUACGGACCGGGCUCCGGCUCGGGCAAUAACGCGAAGAAAACGUCGAAAAAGACGCGAGGUAGAAGAGGCAAGCGGGGCAGGAGAAGACGGAAUAAAAAGAGCAGGAACAACAAAACCCCGCCGCCGUUUUUACCCCCGGAGGCAGAAGAGGGGAACAUUGAGUAUAAGUUGAAGCUGGUCAACCCGACUCAGUAUCGCUUCGAGCAUUUGGCCACGCAGCUGAAGUGGCGUCUGCAGGAGGGCCGGGGGGAAGCCGUCUACCAAAUCGGCGUGGAGGACAACGGCCUGCUGGUCGGCCUGACCGAGGCCGACAUGAGGGCCUCGCUCAAAACCUUAAAGAGGAUGGCGGAGAAGGUGGGGGCUGACAUCACUCUUCUUCGAGAGAGGGAGGUGGACUACGACCUGGACAGAAACACCAGAAAGAUCGCGGAGGUGCUCGUUCGAAAGGUUCCUGAUGACCAGCAGUUUUUGGACCUGCGGGUGGCGGUGCUGGGGAACGUGGACUCGGGGAAGUCCACGCUGCUGGGCGUCUUGACGCAGGGCGAGCUGGACAACGGGCGAGGGCGUGCGCGGCUCAACCUGUUCCGCCAUCUGCACGAGAUCCAGACCGGCCGCACCUCCAGCAUCAGCUUCGAGAUCCUGGGAUUCAACAGCAAAGGCGAGGUGCGGGCACUCUCCGAGUCCAUCUGGCUGCAGACUGCAGGAAGCCAAGGAUGGAUAUCCAACUCCGCCCACAUCCGAGUCGGCCAUUUUGAUUACGUAACCAAUAGGAAGAUCCCAGGCAAGAAAAUCGUAAUUGCUUCAUGGCAAAAUAGACAUUAA
Messenger RNA from Menidia menidia (Atlantic silverside), 870 nucleotides. NCBI's taxonomy places the organism in Eukaryota, Metazoa, Chordata, Actinopteri, Atheriniformes, Atherinopsidae. The record is from the annotation of a GenBank genome assembly.